UAUAAAAUGAAAAGAAAGAACCCUCACAGAGCACUGAAUCUCAUCAAUUUUCUUUCUUCAUUUUUUAUUUUUAGUCAAGCAAAACAGGCCAUUUGUGCUUUACUGCAAUGGCUCGUACAAAGCAAACAGCAAGAAAAUCAACAGGAGGAAAGGCUCCAAGGAAGCAACUCGCUACAAAGGCAGCGAGGAAAUCAGCACCGGCAACCGGAGGAGUGAAGAAGCCGCACAGAUUCAGGCCGGGAACUGUAGCAUUGAGAGAAAUUAGAAAGUAUCAAAAGAGCACAGAGCUUUUAAUUAGGAAGCUUCCUUUCCAGAGACUGGUAAGAGAAAUUGCUCAAGAUUUCAAGACCGACUUGAGAUUCCAGAGCAGUGCGGUUGCUGCUUUACAAGAGGCUGCUGAAGCCUAUUUGGUUGGGUUGUUUGAAGAUACUAACCUCUGUGCCAUUCACGCUAAGAGAGUCACUAUUAUGCCUAAGGAUAUCCAAUUGGCUCGAAGGAUUAGAGGCGAGAGGGCUUAGCUUAUUGUGUGUGUCUAUCUUUUCUGUGCGUUUCUAGCUUUAGAUUUUGUCUCUUGGGUUUGUUUUUUUUUUUUUCUUUUUUUUCAGGUGAAAAAUCGUGUAGAAAAAAUGCAGUUGCUUUUGUCGAAUCAGAUCUUGCAGCUUAGAUGUUUGUCAAAAUCUCUGUGCUGUAAAAAGGGUACUGUUAUUAUUGACAUAUUGAAGGACGCGCUUAUAAGGAUUAAUGCAAGCACAAAUUGCCCCAUAAA
Messenger RNA from Ricinus communis (castor bean), 766 nucleotides. Its product is annotated as histone H3.2. The transcript has a single exon. Gene Ontology annotation, molecular function: structural constituent of chromatin; DNA binding; protein heterodimerization activity. Bases 108 to 518 code for a protein of 136 amino acids. Gene Ontology annotation, cellular component: nucleosome. The record is from RefSeq and is a predicted model, not a curated record. NCBI's taxonomy places the organism in Eukaryota, Viridiplantae, Streptophyta, Magnoliopsida, Malpighiales, Euphorbiaceae.